Rotaria socialis is the source of this 780-nucleotide messenger RNA. The record is from the annotation of a GenBank genome assembly. NCBI's taxonomy places the organism in Eukaryota, Metazoa, Rotifera, Eurotatoria, Philodinida, Philodinidae.
AUGGUACGUGAAGUUCAUGCAUUAACCAGUUCAAAUUGUUCCAUUGAUAUUAUUGCAAUUAAACAUGCUGCUAACGAUGGUAUACAAGCAGAAGAAUUUCCAAACAAAGAUGGCGUAACACAUAAACAUCAUUCAAGUAUAACAGACGAUGAAUCCGGUUUUUCUGAAACUGAAACUGAAACAAUAUCAGUACCAUCAUCACCUGUACCAUUAUUGAACGAAGAUGAUUAUGAAUUAGCAUCAGUAUUAUCUGAUGAUAUGAAAAAAGAAUUUUGUUCGGAUAUGGGUUUUAUAUUUCAUGCUGAAUUUCAAUUAACAUUCGGUCGUUAUUUUUUAUCUGAUCGAUGGGUUCUAAUGCCGUUAGGCAUCGAUGGUAUUUUUCGAUUGCCAUCGGAUUCAUUAUGCGAUGUUGAAAUAGCCAAAGUUCGAUUUGAAUGUGAUUCCUGUUCGCAUUGUUGGACAUCAAUGCGUGGACAAAUAUCAUUUUUCUAUGAUUGCAAAUCAUAUAUUCUUUAUUUUAAAUUAUUCGCACAACUUUGCGAUCGUUGCAGUGUUACGUGUACACCAUUAUGGUAUCCCGAAGAAGUGUGUCGUGUUAUGCGAAAUGUUUUCGUUGAUGUUAAUCAACGUGUAUAUCCAAAUUUAAAAACACCAAUUCAAUCAAAUCAUCAUCGUCGUUUCGGAAAUCCAAAAGGACAACAUCAUGGAUGUGAAUCCUGUCGAGAUGGUGUUUGUGUUGCUGUUGCUGAACAACAACUUGGUUGUAAACUUAUUAAAUAG